GCGUCUGUCUCGCCAGGUUCCCGGGCGCGGGAGGAAGGCCCGCGCCGCUUCCCACCCGGCGCGCUUCUCUUCCAGUGCGCAGUGGCCGGGACUGAGCAGCUAGGCGCGAGCGAAAACAAACAGCUGGGGCUGCGAGCGCCCCCGCCCCGGCCCCGAGAUCACGCCGGCCCCGGCCCCCAUCCCGGGCGCCCGUCUGUCCACCAUGAGGAAGAUCCGCGCCAAUGCCAUCGCCAUCCUGACCGUAGCCUGGAUCCUGGGCACUUUCUACUACUUAUGGCAGGACAACCGAGCCCACGCAGCAUCCUCCAGCGGCCGGGGGGCGCAGAGGGCCGGAGGGAGGCCGGAGCAGCUCCGCGAGGACCGCACCAUCCCGCUCAUUGUGACAGGAACUCCCUCGAAAGGCUUUGAUGAGAAGGCCUACCUGUCGGCCAAGCAGCUGAAGGCCGGAGAGGACCCCUACAGGCAGCAUGCCUUCAACCAGCUGGAGAGUGACAAGCUGAGCCCGGACCGGCCCAUCCGGGACACCCGCCAUUACAGCUGCCCGUCUAUGUCUUACUCCUCGGACCUGCCAGCCACCAGCGUCAUCAUCACCUUCCAUAAUGAGGCUCGCUCCACCCUGCUGCGCACGGUGAAGAGUGUCCUGAACCGAACUCCUGCCAGCUUGAUCCAGGAGAUCAUUUUAGUGGAUGACUUCAGUUCAGAUCCGGAAGACUGUCUGCUCCUGACCAGGAUCCCCAAGGUCAAGUGCCUGCGAAACGACAGGCGGGAAGGGCUGAUCCGGUCCCGAGUGCGUGGGGCGGACGUGGCCGCAGCUACUGUCCUCACCUUUCUGGACAGCCACUGCGAAGUGAACACGGAGUGGCUUCAGCCCAUGCUGCAGCGGGUGAAGGAGGACCAUACCCGCGUGGUGAGUCCCAUCAUUGAUGUCAUCAGUCUGGAUAAUUUUGCCUACCUUGCAGCAUCUGCUGACCUUCGCGGAGGGUUCGACUGGAGCCUGCAUUUCAAGUGGGAGCAGAUCCCUCUUGAGCAGAAGAUGACCCGGACAGACCCCACCAGGCCCAUAAGGACGCCUGUCAUAGCUGGAGGAAUCUUCGUGAUUGACAAGUCCUGGUUUAACCACUUGGGAAAAUAUGAUGCCCAGAUGGACAUCUGGGGGGGAGAGAAUUUUGAGCUCUCCUUCAGGGUGUGGAUGUGCGGUGGCAGUUUGGAGAUCGUCCCCUGCAGCCGGGUGGGCCAUGUCUUCAGGAAACGGCACCCUUACAACUUCCCGGAGGGUAACGCCCUCACCUACAUCAGGAAUACCAAGCGCACUGCAGAAGUGUGGAUGGAUGAAUAUAAGCAAUACUAUUAUGAGGCCCGGCCUUCAGCCAUUGGGAAGGCCUUUGGCAGCGUGGCUUCGCGGAUAGAGCAGAGGAAGAAGAUGAACUGCAAGUCCUUCCGCUGGUACCUGGAGAACGUCUACCCGGAGCUCACGGUCCCUGUGAAGGAAGCACUCCCUGGCAUCAUUAAGCAGGGGAUGAACUGCUUAGAAUCUCAGGGCCAGAACACAGCUGGUGACUUCCUGCUUGGAAUGGGGAUCUGCAGAGGGUCUGCCAAGAACCCCCAGUCUGCCCAGGCCUGGCUGUUCAGUGACCACCUCAUCCAGCAGCAGGGGAAGUGCCUGGCUGCCACCUCCACCUUGAUGUCCUCUCCCGGAUCCCCCGUCACACUGCAGAUGUGCAACCCUAGAGAAGGCAAGCAGGUGAGUCUCCUCGCCUCUGGCACAGAGACCCGGCAGCCCCAGGGACCAUGCCUCAGGGUGGCAGACCCUGGCGGGACAGACCCCAGUCAACUCGAAUAAUCCCUGCAGAGCAAGGAUCUGGGGCAGAGGGGGAGCAAAGUCUACAUCUAGAUCAAGCCAGUUA
This is a messenger RNA of Cebus imitator (Panamanian white-faced capuchin), 1904 nucleotides long. Its product is annotated as polypeptide N-acetylgalactosaminyltransferase 16-like. The record is from RefSeq and is a predicted model, not a curated record. NCBI's taxonomy places the organism in Eukaryota, Metazoa, Chordata, Mammalia, Primates, Cebidae. Gene Ontology annotation, cellular component: Golgi apparatus.